AUGGCUGCCGCAGUUAUUGUACCCAUGCCUACCUCAGCCUUGAAUACCUUGUCAACCCCCACAGCGGAUAUAGCCCUUGCCGAAGAUGUAUCGAGGCCUAGCAUUGUCUCAUUAUCGAGUCCCAAUCCUAUUCUCUAUCUUCCUCCCAUCCUGUCUUCUCUACCUGAGAAUACGCUAUCCGUUGAGGCGCCCGUGUACAUUCAGGGAUCGAACCCGCUCACAACCGACUCCCGUUUGCCUUCUAUUGAUACCGCUUCUCUGGCACUACACACCGAGCUGCAUCGUUUCCAUCCGAUAACCUCGGAUUACGCGAGUGUGCCCUAUGAUUUGGCUUUCAACUGGGAGGAUCUCCAUCUUCCAGAGUCCGCAGAAGGGGAGUGGUAUUGCGUGGUGUUUCGUAGCAAGCGGCGCGAAGGAAGUAAUAGCGGUCCGCUGUAUGAAGCGGAUCGAAAGGCUCACGAGGAAGCAGUUCAGAAUGGAGGCCUUCUGAUGUACUGGUACGGCACACCACAUCCCGAGACGGGUGCAAACCUGGCAACUUGCAUAUGGCAAUCGCGCGAUCAUGCCGCUGCAGCUAACCACCGGCCACACCAUGUCCGAGCUAUGCGUCUGGCUGCCGCAGCCUACGAGUACUACGUACUGGAGCGACACUGGCUGCGCAAAGCCAAGGGUGAAACACGCUUGAAAUUGGAGCCUUUCGUUGCUUUGCCUGCACAAUAA
Molecule: messenger RNA, 720 nt
Organism: Fibroporia radiculosa
Lineage: Eukaryota; Fungi; Basidiomycota; Agaricomycetes; Polyporales; Fibroporiaceae
Exons: 4
Coding region: 1-720 (239 amino acids)
Source: RefSeq, a predicted model, not a curated record